Molecule: messenger RNA, 2907 nt
Organism: Pantherophis guttatus
Lineage: Eukaryota; Metazoa; Chordata; Lepidosauria; Squamata; Colubridae
Gene: SUPT20H
Product: SPT20 homolog, SAGA complex component
Biological process (GO): regulation of transcription by RNA polymerase II
Cellular component (GO): SAGA complex
Molecular function (GO): transcription coregulator activity
Source: RefSeq, a predicted model, not a curated record
GAAGUGCUUAUAGCGGAAGUUGCAAAAGGGUGGAAAGAAAGGGAAGAAAUAUUAAACAUGGACCUUAACAAUUCAGACCCUGCUCCUCAUUUAGAGUCUAAAUGAUCUUUAAAAAGUCAUUGACUUUAUCAAUUAACUUCAGCAUGAUGCAGCAGACUUUAGAAGUUGCACUGGAUCGUGCGGAGUAUAUCAUUGAAAGUGCUCGCCAGCGGCCUCCAAAACGAAAGUAUUUAUCUAGUGGGAGAAAAUCAGUGUUUCAAAAGUUAUAUGAAUUGUAUCUAGAAGAAUGUGACAAGGAGCCUGAAAUAAAGCAGAAGCUGAGACGAAAUGUGAAUUUGUUGGAGAAGCUAGUCAUGCAAGAGACAUUGUCAUGCCUAGUAGUGAAUCUUUAUCCAGGAAAUGAAGGAUAUUCCUUGAUGCUCAGAGGAAAGAAUGGCUCAGAUUCAGAAACCAUUCGACUUCCUUAUGAAGAAGGAGAACUACUUGACUAUUUGGAUGCUGAGGAGCUACCCCCUAUUUUAGUUGACCUCCUUGAAAAAUCUCAGAUUAAUAUUUUCCAUUGUGGGAGUGUCAUAACAGAAAUACGUGACUAUAGACAGUCUGGCAGUCUGAAAUCUCCAACAUAUCAAAGCAAACACAUUCUUUUGCGCCCAACAAUGCAGACCUUGAUUUGUGAUGUGCAUUCCAUUACAAGUGACAACCACAAGUGGACACAGGAAGACAAACUUCUAUUAGAAAGUCAACUUAUACUGGCAACAGCAGAACCGCUGUGUCUAGAUCCAUCAAUUGCUGUUACAUGCACAGCAAACCAGCUUUUGUAUAAUAAGCAAAAAAUGAAUACUCACCCAAUGAAACGAUGUUUCAAGAGAUAUUCCAGGCCAUCUCUGAAUUACCAGCAGGAGGUGUCUCAAAGUACCAUUCCACCACAGUUCAAGCUAUUUGAUUAUUUACAAAAAAGAAAGGAGAGGAGAGGAAGCCAACAGUAUGAUCUCAAAAUUUCCAAAACUGGAAAUUGUGUUGAUAUGUGGAAACAGAACCCCUGUUAUUUGACUGCACCAUCUGAAAUAGAUGUGGAAAAAUAUGCUAAAGUGGAAAAAUCUAUCAAACCUGAUGACUCACAACCAAGUGUCUGGCCGAUUCAUGAAAUAAAAGAUGAUUAUGUCUUUGAAUGUGAAAAUGGCAAUCAUUUUCAGAAGACAAAAUUGACAAUUUUUCAGUCACUUGGAAAUCCAUUGUACUAUGGUAAAAUACAAACUCUUAAGAAUGAUGAGGAUAAUGAAAGUCCAUCACAUUUUCUUAUUGGCUCAAAGUCAGAAGCAGAAAGAGUAAUCAACCAAUAUCAGGAGCUGGUUCAAAAUGAAGCUAAAUGUCCUGUGAAGAUUUUUCAUAAUUCAAGUGGAUCAAUCCAUGUUAGUCAACUUUCUCCUGGGAAGGAACUAGAACAGACUGAGGGUGUGGCAGGUUAUAUUCAGUCUUCAGUGUUGGGAAAAGGUGUGAAACACAGACCACCUCCCAUCAAGCUACCUUCAAGUUCAGCAAGCAGUUCUUCAGGUAAUAUUUUUAGUCCACAGCAGUCAAGCAGUCAUCUCAAAUCCCCAACUCCUCCUCCUCCUCCUCCUCCUUCUGCUCUUCCUCCUCCUAAGCCUCCCUGUGUGUCUCGGAAGCAAUCUCUGGAUCUGAACCAAUUGAGCAUGCUUUCUUCGGCUUCUGUAUCUCCUGCAAGUGCUUCACAAAGGUCUGGAACUCCUAAACCAGCUACUCCUACUCCAACCAACACCCUUUCAUCGACCCCACACCCUGCUGAUGCUCAGAGCUCAACUCUGAUUACCCAUUCUGCUACCCUUACACCCCAAGAUUCAGGCUUCACCCCUCAGCCCACUUUGCUUACCCCGUUUGCUCAGCAGCAAAUGUCUCUGGGCCAGGCAUUGCCUGUAAUGACCAUUCCUCUUUCCACCAUGGUAACUUCCAUUACUACAGGAACAUCUUCCAACCAGGUCAUGACAAACACUGCAGGACUUAACUUCAUCAAUGUAGUGGGCUCUGUGUGUGGAACACAAACGUUAAUGAGUGGUUCAAAUCCCAUGUUGGGGGGUAGUACUGGUGCAGUCCCCCCUGCAGGUAUAAACCUGAGUAAUAUUUUACCUUCAGGAAAUCUGAUGCCAAAUGCACUCCCUGCUGCAAUGCAGCAUACCUCUCAGCCAGCAGGUGUCCCUUUUGGUUUAAAAAAUGCUCCAGGCCUUCGCCCAUUGAAUCUUCUACAGCUUGCAGGUGGCUCACUGAUAUUCAAUCCUCUCCAGCAGCAGCAGCAGCAACAGCAACAACAACUCUCCCAGUUUUCAUCUCAGCAGCCUACAACUUCUAAUCCUCAGCUACAGGGAGAUCAGGGUUCUGAGGAAGCGCCCCCAAACCAAGAUCAAUCCUUAUCUGCUCAGCAAACUGCUGUUGUUAACUUGACUGGCGUAGGGAACUUUAUCCAACCUCAGGCAGCAGUUCUUUCCCCAUCAAAUGGUUAUGGCGGUAGCAGCAUAAGCAGCUCUACUACAUCAUCAUCUAGGUACCCAGUCAAAAAGUAAAAAGAAAAAAAAAAGGCUUCACUGGUAUCAGAAUCCUGAAACUUGCAUUUGAGAGAUAUGUAUGUAUUUAAUAAUCAUCUUUUUUAAAAAAAUGUUUUUUCAUGAAGCUGAAUUUGUAGCUACACUGAGGCAUAGCAAUCAGCUGAAAUUUGUAAAAAAAAACUAUACUGUUUUAAGAUGAAAUUAUUUAUCUGGAAAUGUUACAUAAAUUUCAAGAUUAAAUAAUAUCGUGAAAUAAUGGAACUUCAUAAAUGUAACAUGUUUAUUAAAGUAAUGGUUUUAUGAGCAAAUAGUAAAUACACCUCUUACUAAUUAUACAUUUUUGGUUAUUUUA